AAAGGUGCCGGGACUCGGCCCGCGCCCGCUGCGGACCCCGCUCGCCGGCUCGCGCGCCCGCUCGGGCCCCGCUGCCCCGGCGCCAACGGCGAUGACGGCCGAGGAGAUGAAGGCGGCCGAGAGCGCGGCGCAGGCGGCGCCGCUGGCCCUCGCGGGAGGAGUGGACAUCAGCCCCAAGCGCGACGAGGGCGUGCUCAAGGUCAUCAAGCGAGAGGGCACGGGCACCGAGACGCCCAUGAUCGGGGACCGAGUCUACGUUCACUAUACUGGCUGGCUCUUGGAUGGCACCAAGUUUGACUCCAGUCUGGACGGGAAGGACAAAUUCUCCUUUGCCCUGGGAAAAGGGGUAGUCAUCAAGGCUUGGGACAUUGCCGUGGCCACCAUGAAGGUAGGGGAAGUGUGCCACAUCACCUGCAAACCGGAAUAUGCCUAUGGCUCAGCCGGCAGCCCUCCGAAUAUCCCCCCCCAUGCCACGCUGGUGUUUGAGGUGGAGUUAUUUGAGUUCCGGCCAGAGGAUCUGACAGAGGACGAAGACGGUGGCAUCCUCCGAAGAAUAAGGAAGCUAGGUGAAGGCCACGCCAGACCCAAUGAGGGCGCUAUUGUGGAGGUUGCACUGGAAGGGUCUUGCAAAGACCGGAUUUUUGAUCGGCGGGAACUCCGCUUUGAGAUCGGCGAGGGAGAAAGCCUGGACCUGCCUUGCGGGCUGGAGAAGGCCCUUCAGCGCAUGGAAAAAGGCGAGCAGUCGGUGGUGUACCUCAAGCCCAGCUACGCUUUUGGCAAUGUCGGGAAGGAAAAGUUCCAGAUCCCGCCCCUGGCCGAGCUAAAAUACGAGGUGCACCUCAAGAGUUUCGAGAAGGCCAAGGAGUCCUGGGAGAUGAACUCGGAGGAGAAGCUGGAACAGAGUGCCAUCGUCAAGGAGCGUGGCACUCUGUACUUCAAGGAAGGCAAGUACAAGCAAGCCGUCCUGCAGUACAAGAAGAUUGUGUCCUGGCUGGAGUACAAGUCGAGCUUCUCGAAAGAGGACGCGCAGAAGGCCCAGGCCCUCUGCCUCGCUUCCCACCUCAACCUGGCCAUGUGUCACCUGAAGCUCCAGGCCUUCUCGGCUGCUGUCGAGAGCUGCAACAAGGCCCUGGAACUGGACAGCAGCAACGAGAAGGGCCUUUUCCGCCGAGGCGAGGCCCACCUGGCAGUGAACGACUUCGACUUGGCCCAGGCUGACUUCCAGAAGGUCCUACAGCUCUACCCCAGCAACAAGGCCGCCCGGGCCCAGCUGGCCACCUGCCAGCAGCGGAUCCGCAAGCAGCUCGCCCGGGAGAAGAAGCUGUACGCCAACAUGUUUGAGCGGCUGGCCGAGGAGGAGAGCAGGGCGAGCGCUGCCGUCUCCACAAGGGACACAGAGAUGAAGGAGGAGCGGAAGCAGGACGCGGCCGGAAGCCACCCUGGGGUGAAGACGGAAGCAUAGCCUCGCCCGUCGCCUUGCUCAGGGCCCUCACCCUGGGCCGCUACCUCCCCUGCGCCCGCCCCCCUCCUCCGCCCUCUUAGUUUUGUAAAAACCGAAGAAUUUUGAGUGACUUAGACCUUUAUUUUUCUAUAUGAUUGGAUGGUGGCUUUCGGGGAAAGGGGGAGGAAAGGAGUCGGCUGGGGAGGAUUGAGCUGGGGUCACCCCCCCCCCUCUGUCCUUCCCCCACUUACAUGUGUUCAAUGAAUGUCCAUCCACAUACACUCACCGGGAUGUUAAUUUAUUUUGCUUCCUCUGUUCCGCUCUGUCCAGUUUCCAGAUAGUCAGAGGGGGGUGAGUGGCAAGGAUGAGGCGGGGGGGGAGGGGGGGUCUGGUGUGAAACCAUGCUGCAGAGGGGAGACCCUUGUGGAGGCAGCCAUUUUUUUCCUCUUUUUCCUCCGCCGGUCUCUUUCCAGACUGUGGCCUCUCUCUGGGUGCUAGGGGCGUGGGGGAAACCACUGCUCAGCUUACUCCCCUCUCUGUCCCCCUCCUCGCCCCCUGACAAUGUGACUGAGGAUUGGCUUCUGGGACCCUGUUCCCUGCCCCUCCCACUGUGCCCCCUCCCCCACGCCUCCCCCCAUCCGCUGCCCUUCUCAGGUCAUGGCCCCGCCCCACCUCGCCUCAGCCUCUUCUGCACCUUUCUGAAGGUCCAGGCUCAACCUCAAGUUCCAUGCUUGAGCA
Messenger RNA from Sorex fumeus (smoky shrew), 2179 nucleotides. RefSeq names its product FKBP prolyl isomerase 4 (gene FKBP4). Gene Ontology annotation, molecular function: protein binding; peptidyl-prolyl cis-trans isomerase activity. The transcript is spliced from 10 exons. The coding region runs from base 92 to 1462 and encodes 456 amino acids. Lineage: Eukaryota; Metazoa; Chordata; Mammalia; Eulipotyphla; Soricidae. The record is from RefSeq and is a predicted model, not a curated record.